AUGGAAACCAAGGUCAAAGGGUUGCAAAAAGCCGCCAAUAUUGAACUUGAGAACUCUAGGCUUGAAGAGGCAACUCAGGAACUUGAGAAGAUCCGAGCGCAGUUGCCUCGCAAAGAAUAUGCAUUUUACCGCACGGUAUCGAUGUUCGGUCCUUAUAUGAAGUCUCAUUAUCAUCUUCUAAGACAAAUCCCUACAUGGAGCUGGUUGAGGAUUGUUCAGAUCAACUUGGAUGUUGCAGUCGAUACUGUAGUUGUUGCAAGCAAAGAUCUAUUUCAAAAAGAAAAAAUGGCAAGGGUCAUUGCACCACAGAGUGUUCGUGCUGUGCAACAUAUCGAGGCUUUGACCUCCCCGAAGAAGAGAAAGAAGACAUCAAGAAAGACUUGA
Molecule: messenger RNA, 384 nt
Organism: Penicillium macrosclerotiorum
Lineage: Eukaryota; Fungi; Ascomycota; Eurotiomycetes; Eurotiales; Aspergillaceae
Exons: 2
Coding region: 1-384 (127 amino acids)
Source: RefSeq, a predicted model, not a curated record